UAAUAAAUAAGCUAAAUGUAUCUAAUAGUUGCUGUACAUUUCAAUCUGUGAUAAUAUUCUGUAUGCAAAUGGAAAUAUAAAUAUCUUACUGUUAUAUUUUCCAAAUCACUUUAUUACCCAAAUACUAAUCAAAGUACAUAAAGCAUUUUAAUUUACCCCUUGAAAUAUAUAUUAUACUGUUUUAUAAUCAGUUUUUAUUAAAGGUUAUCUAAUAUGGAAUUACAGUGCAAAGUCCAGAAUUAUGACUGGGGUAAAUUGGGUCAUGAGAGCAAAGUCGCUAAAUUACUAUCUAGUGGUGAUACAAAUGCUCUAAUAGAUACUGACAAACCCUAUGCUGAGUUAUGGAUGGGAACACAUCCAAAUGGACCAUCUCUUAUCAUAGAAAGAAAUAUACUUCUUUCUGAAUACAUAAAAGACAAUGUGGAUGCUAUUGGUCCGUUGGUGCAGAAGAGAUUUGGUGUAUCUGUGCCCUUUCUCCUGAAAGUAUUGUCUAUUAAGAAGGCUCUUUCAAUACAGGCACAUCCUAAUAAGGAACAUGCAGAACAAUUGCAUGCUCUAUCCCCUGAGAUGUAUAAGGACCCUAAUCAUAAACCAGAACUUGCUAUAGCACUGACUCCUUUUGAAGCUCUUUGUGGUUUUCGCCCUAUAUAUGAGAUAAAGGAAUUUCUUUCUAAAUUGCCUGAACUGCAUGAAAUUCUAUCGAAGGAGUCUUUGGACAGUAUUUUAACAUAUGAAGAGGGAGAUUCUACAUUGGUACUAAAGAAAGUGUUUGACUCCUUGAUGUCUUGUGAUAAAGCUAUUGUUGCUAAAAGCUUGGAGAAAUACAUAAAGAGAUUAACUAGUGCAGAUGAGUCAAUCAAGAGUGCUCUGCUGUUUAAUACAUUACAAAAGCUCUAUUCUGAGUUUCCCGGAGAUGUGGGUUGCUAUGCUCCAUACUUCAUGAACCUCAUGCAUCUUCGUCCAGGCCAGGCGAUAUUCCUCAAACCCAAUCUCCCACAUGCAUAUUUAAGUGGAGAUUGUAUUGAAUGUAUGGCCUGUUCGGACAAUGUGGUGAGGGCCGGUCUGACUCCGAAGCAUAUUGAUCUGCCGACACUCAUCAACAUGCUGGACUACACCAGCUAUACUCCUGAGGAGAUGCUCUUCAAUCCUAAUAUGGAAGACGAGAACAGCUGUAUCUGGCGACCGCCUGUUCCUGACUUUGCUGUUGUUAAAAUUAAAGUGCUGAAUGGUGAUGCAUAUAAUACAAUAAUCCGUCCGAGUCCUAGUAUAAUAAUCUUCAUAUCUGGUGAGGGAGAGGCGUGUGACACAGAACCUGUCAGAGUUAGAGCGGGCACAGUGUUGUUUUUAAAAGCGAGCAGACAAUUGACCAUCACACCAGCAACGGAACAUCUGGAGGCUUACCAAGCUAUCUGCAAUGUAUAAAUUAUUUGAAUUUUACUGUAAAAUUGAACUGCAAACACAUGUAUAGACUUACAAAGUUAUUUGACCCGGUGGAUAUAAGUCAAAAUAAAUUAUGAUAGCUUCCUAGCGCCCCUAUGUCAAAAAAGUGUCAGAAGAUUCUUUUUCUAGUGUAGUAUUUAUGUUGUGUUUUUUUUUAUAUUCUAAUGUGACAAAAAGCAAGCGGCUGAAUACCCCUAAAUAGCAAAGAGAUGAUGCCCAUGGACAUCUCCAAUUGUAUCCGCACAACAUAGGAAAUAAUAUAUUUCCCCUUCCUUCAUAUUAUAUGUUUUUCUUUUGUGCCAUUUUCUAUGCCCGUGUAGAUUUUACAUAUUUUUUACAGUAUAAAGCAGUGCCUCUUGCUCCGGGUCAGUUAUACUUAUGACAUAUAAUGAGAGAGUUGACAAUAUGAAAUAUCAGUGCAAUGGAGUUCUAAGAAUAUAUAUACUUGAAAAUGUUCGAAAACAUUGGUAGUCGGAAUAUGUUAAAUGUUUUAUGUCAUUGUAUAUAUUAUAUCAAAUAAUAUCAUGUCAUAUUCCGUGACAUUUGGAAUUUUAUUUAGAGGUUAUUAUUUUUCAAAUUUAUAAAUUCCA
This is a messenger RNA of Papilio xuthus (Asian swallowtail), 2030 nucleotides long. It is a transcript of the gene Mpi, whose product is annotated as mannose phosphate isomerase. Bases 214 to 1422 code for a protein of 402 amino acids. The record is from RefSeq and is a predicted model, not a curated record. The transcript is spliced from 7 exons. Gene Ontology annotation, molecular function: mannose-6-phosphate isomerase activity; zinc ion binding. Gene Ontology annotation, biological process: GDP-mannose biosynthetic process; carbohydrate metabolic process. Lineage: Eukaryota; Metazoa; Arthropoda; Insecta; Lepidoptera; Papilionidae. Gene Ontology annotation, cellular component: cytosol.